CCUGCGUACAGUGACUGGAAAUAUUCAUUUUAAAUUUAUACAAAAUGGCUUCUUCAAUAAUAGUGAAAUAGGAAUGAUGUUUUAUAAGAUUAACUGAUUAAAAGUUUCUUGAGAGAAGGAUAAGUCUAUAAUUUUUCAAGCCAUAUAUAUUGUGACGUAAUGGGCGAAGGAGUGAACCUUUCAGAAGAAUAUAAUGACCUACCAAUAAGAAUACUUAGCCCUUCAACUAGACGGUUGAUGUCAAUUCAUCUAGAUCCACCAGCAGUUAUACCGUCUUCACAUGGUGUUCUAGGUGACAUGUCUGGACUGGCAGAACUAGCUGGGUUUGAGUUUUGUCAUAUUCGAUAUUUCGAAACUAAGUAUAGCAGAACGUUUGCCUGUUUAGAGGAAUGGGGAUUGCGGCAUUCGGGAACCAUCGGGAAUCUACUAAAGAAUUUGGUUAUCAUGGAACGAUUUGACUGUCUCUCUGAAAUUAGAGAAUCCGUAUUGAGAGAUAUAAAAAAUCACAUCGAAAGGACAACACGAAAUAGUGAGAUGGUACUUAACAUUGGGAAUAUUGAUAAUGAAAACAAUCUUGGUUCAAGUACCGCAUGCAAAACUGUAACAUCGUUAAACACAGAUCUCAAAGUUGUUGGUGAAAACAACUUGUCAGAUAACUGUUUACCAUCGAUAAACACAGACAAAAAAGUUAUUGGUGCAAAUAACUUCUCCGAUAAUUGUUUACCAUCGUUAAACAUAGAUAAAAAUGUUUUUGGGGAAAACAACUUAUCCGACAACUGUUUACAAGAAGAUGAAGGCUAUAGGACGUGCUCGUUAAAUGAUGAAGAACUUCGAUCCUUAAUAAAUGGAAACGAAAACGAGGCAGUGAAUCUUCAACAAGUGGAUAGUGUUGAGAGUACAAUAAGUAGAAUUAGUAGAGAGAACACAUCUAUUACAGAUCACAAUAGGAAUGAGACAACUAAACUUGCCAAUAUUAACAAUACAGGAGACAUAGAGAUAAACAUUCGCUGUGCAGUUGAAAAUAAAAAACGCGGGACAGUUGAAAAUAGCAAAAUCAAAAAGUUAGAUAAGGUUGAAGACACAGAGAGAAGCAUAUGUGCAGAUGAUGGAGUUCGUUAUCUGGUACCGCGACCAGUCAGUCCAGUUUAUGAAGACGAUGGAUUUCUAACUACAGACGAUAGGGAAGGUUUUCUAAAAAGAUAUUCUGCUUGCAUUUGUUGUGCUGAUGAAAAUAUAAAUCUUGCUAAUGAAAUCAUCAUGAAAUACAAAGACCAGAACGCUGAUUUCUUUUUGCCACAGGAAGCAUUGCUAAGUGGAAAAUACGAAUUUGAAACCUUAGCGGAAGUCAUAGAAACAAGGUGUGACAGCAGACUUAUAGUUAUUCUCUCUAAACAUUACCUUACCAGUCCUGCUUGUGUAUUUGCAACACAGUUUGUCAAGACACUCGAUCCAGAUGCUAAACGCAGAAAGAUUAUUCCCGUACUCCUAGAUGAAGAUGUAUCUUAUCCCCGUGUCUUACGUGGCAUCAGCUCAAUUAAAGCCCGGCGGCUAAAGUUUGGACAUGGAUUUUGGAAUUUACUGGGUUCGUCGUUACGUCUAAAAAAAGUUAUAAAUGAUGAAGAAAUAAACAAUGCCAACAAACUCAACAUGAACAGUUUCGACAAAACCGAUCAAUUUUGUUUACACAAACAGUGUGAUGCAACUCAACAGAUGGAAAAGUCUGAAAAAAAUAAUUCAUUCCAACAACAAAUGGAUCAUUUAAAUUCUACGGAAAAAAUGUCGUGUGUUCUGACUAAUGAUUUUCCAUCGGAUAAACCUGCCAUGAGCGUUGCUUGUUGUGAUCUACCAAGUGGUGCCUCAGGAAUAUGUCAAAAAGAACAAUAUGCGAGUCUUACAACGGGUAAGAAAGACAAGAAAAAUCCGGGACUUAAAACUCUUAGACGGAUUAUGAAAAGUUUAAAUAUCAUUGACCGGAAGCCCAAAUUACAAUACACAAAACGUUCUCAUUCGACAGGAGAGGCUAUACCGCAACCAACACACGCACAUGUAGAGCCGAGAUCACAUUCUACUAAUGUUCCUCCCACAAUGGAUACAUAUUUAUCUGAUGAACUGGCCCAUACAUGUUCAUCACCUAUUUUUAACAUAUGUCAUACAGAAUCAGAGCUAACACUUUCAAGUGAUAGCGAUACAUUGUCGGCGCAAGAUAGUACCAAUAACUUGUCAAGCUGUGAGUACAGUGAAAUAAAAAAUGACCUUUCUAAUGAUUUGCAAAAUUUGCAUAAGAAGAGUAAUGCUAAUUCUUCUGGUCAAUCAAGUGGUCAAAAUAUUCUUAGCCCCAAUAUAGAACCGCUAUCGCCUAAGGAUUUAACAACUGAAACGAACAAUCUUGAUUCAACAUCAAGACAACCAGCACGUGAUGAUAAUGUUAUACCAGAUACCGGAUCUACGUCAUAUGAUACCACGAGUUUAUUGUCCGAAGUCACAAGUUCAGAUAACAAUAGCAUUGUUUCGAAUUCUAGAAAGGAAUCGUUAGACAAUUGCAGUUAUGCAUCUUCCUUUCGACAAAUGAAAUUUGGGAACGACAGUCGGCAGACCUCUUUCGAGAGUAAUAGGUCAGCUUCGUUUGACGGGAAUAGUAUGACGUCAAUCGAAGACAACAUGGCUGCUGAUAAACAAACAGGAUUUUUUUCAUGUGAACAAAUUGUCAGUAGUGACAAAGGAACUAGAAGGAAAUCAGGAGUCGUGUUUGAAAUUAUGCUGUAAAUAAGUACGUGUUUCUUUUGAUUCGAAAUAAACAGACCAUGGAAAAAUAAAGGAAUAGCUAUGUAUGAUAAAAAAUUAAUUAAAUGGCAUAUAUGUUUAUAAAACAAAUUCGUUCUAGUCCAAAAUAUGUAAUCUUUGUUUGUGUGCGCUAAAUUAAAAUGUUCAAUUGUGAAAUGCUUGUCUGUCACAAAAUGUUAUAUCAAUACCAUUGUAUCAUAGUAA
Mytilus californianus (California mussel) is the source of this 2985-nucleotide messenger RNA. RefSeq lists its product as uncharacterized. Gene Ontology annotation, molecular function: protein binding. The record is from RefSeq and is a predicted model, not a curated record. Gene Ontology annotation, biological process: signal transduction. The transcript is spliced from 7 exons. Bases 160 to 2763 code for a protein of 867 amino acids. Lineage: Eukaryota; Metazoa; Mollusca; Bivalvia; Mytilida; Mytilidae.